GCGGCGGCUGAGAUGAUCCUGCAGAUGUUCGAGGAGGAGGAACUCUUAAUUCUCAGCUUGCUGUCUAAAAGGCGACGGAAGAGACGGUGGACGGUUCGUCCUCCCAACGCGGACCGAAGUGUCAUGGGAGAGUUCAGCGUCCUGGUGAAACCCAUGAGGACGCUGGACGAGGGGAUGCACUUCGGCUAUUUCGGGAUGUCAGCUCACCGGUUCGACGAGCUGCUCCGUCGGGUCGAGCCCCUCGUCCGCCACGAAAGGACCCACAGCCGCCCGGUGGGUCUGCAGGAGAGGCUGGCGGUCACACUGCGGCUGCUGGCGUCUGGAAACAGCCAGAGGUCUGUGGCCGAAAGCUACAAGCUGGGGGUGUCCACCGUGUCCCGCAUCGUGUCCGAGAUGUGCUCGGCCAUCUGGCAGGCGCUGGAGGAGGACUAUGUGUCCCUGCCCAAAGGGACCGAAUGGACGGACAUCGCACAGGACUUCUGGAGACUGUGGAACUUCCCGAACUGUGUUGGUUGCAUCGAUGACAGACGCGUCAGCGUCAGGAAGAGCAGUGACUCCGUCUACCACAACGACGCACAGUCCAUCGAGCUGUUUGCCACCUGUGACGCACACCACCGCUUCACGAUGGUGGACAUUUCCUCGUAUGACUGUGAGAACGAGAAGAGGAUUUUCCGCAUCAGUCACUUUGGGUCGAGGCUGCUGAACAAAACCCUGGAGCUCCCGGAGCCGGUGGCCCUGCCCGGCUCCAGCGCCAAGCUGCCCCACGUCUUCCUGGGAGAUGCUGCCUUCCCUCUGCACGAGAACUUAAUGCGGCCUUAUUCAGGUGUCAAUCUGGAUGAUGCUCAGAAGACCUACAACUACCGCCACUCACGGGCCCUGAAGGUCAUUGAAAACACUUUCGAUAUCUUGGUCGCACGCUGGAAAAUUCUCGGUAGGCCCAUUGAAUAUUACCCAGAAAAGGCUGUGGACGUCGUGAAAGCUUGUAUUGCCCUCCACAACAUGCUUGCCCACAAUGAUGCUGCAGAGUCUCCGACUGGCCGCCGCUACAUCCCACCCAACUUAACGGACAACACAGAGGCAUCGGGUGUACUCAUACCUGGUGAUUGGAGGAGCCCUGUGACAAGACACACCAACCUGAGACACCCCGGGAGAGUGUCCCGCACCCGAGCAUCCAACACUGCAAUUGCGGCGAGGAAUAACCUGAAGUCAUUUUUCCUAACACCGCAAGGACUCUUACCCAUGUAAUUUAAGAGACGUUCCCUGAACUGAUGUGGCCUUAUUGAUCGUGCAAUAAAACAUUUUGCUAAAUGUGGCACAAAUUUUUUUCACAUAAGAAAAGCAUCAACUUAUACUCUGGUAUAUCCUCAGUUUCGAGAUGAUAUUUCUGUUACAGAGACCAAACUGACAGUCAGUUUAAUCUAAAAGAUAUUGAGGAGUAAAUAGCUGGUGCCUGGCUAGGAUGGUUGAUCGGUGACUGGUGAGAAUGUUCUUGGAUGUGUGGAUAUAACUACUCUGGAAAGAUUUAUUACAUGUAAUAUGCUAAGUAGAGAGCAUAACAGGUAGUAACAGGGUUUGAAUGUUCUGGAGAAUGGGUGCUACUCCUACUCGUCUCCUGAGUUAUCACAGAUCAAUCUUUGAGCAGCUACAAUUUACCUUCUUGUGCUGGGUUAAAGCAAUCAAAAGCAUGCAUACAUGGUUAAGAAAAACACUGUUUUAUUACACAAUGCAAUGUGAAAAGCAAUGCAACCCCAAGUCAAACAAUAAUAUAAUUAAUAGCAAUGCAACAAUGACAAGAGAAAGCCACGGUAAAUGGAGACACCACCAAACACAAUGUCAUGAUGGCAGCCGUGGGUGUUUUGUGGUGUACUCGUACAUGACUUGGUACAGUUUGUGCAUGGCCUCUUGCUGGUAGGCCUCGUCAACUGAACCCAACAUGUCUACUAAAACCCUGGCAAACCGUGUGUGUGGUGUGUCUUGUUGCUGCGGCUCCUGCUUAUUCUGGUUCUCUCUGUACUGUUUCAUGAACUUCACCCUCUCCACCUGCAGCUGCU
Pleuronectes platessa (European plaice) is the source of this 2051-nucleotide messenger RNA. RefSeq lists its product as uncharacterized. Bases 13 to 1245 code for a protein of 410 amino acids. The transcript is spliced from 2 exons. Lineage: Eukaryota; Metazoa; Chordata; Actinopteri; Pleuronectiformes; Pleuronectidae. The record is from RefSeq and is a predicted model, not a curated record.